AAUGAACAAACAGUCCUCCUUGCAAGAAUUUUGGCCAUUGUUCGGGAAAAUACUCUUUUCAACCAUGUCUCGAAAUUUACUGACUCGUUGUCACCUCCUUCCCAGAGUUUCCUUGCCGUCGACUCUGCGGAAAGCAGCCUUUUCUACCUCAUUAAAAUCCGCCCACCAAUCUACCGAGUCGCCUAAUAAUCCAAAGAUCACUCACUUUGGUUAUCGCGAUGUCGCCGAGGAAGAAAAAGAAUCGUUGGUGCAUCAAGUGUUUGCCAAUGUGGCUGGAAAAUACGACGUAAUGAACGAUGCCAUGAGUAUGGGUAUUCACCGUGUAUGGAAGGACCACUUUAUUCGUACCAUGGCACCGGGCCCAGGAACCAAGUUAUUGGACGUGGCCGGAGGGACAGGCGAUAUUGCGCUCCGAUUUUUGGAUUACUGCAGAAAUGUGCAUCGCGACGGGACGGCCAAUGUGACGAUGGUGGAUAUCAACCCGCACAUGUUGGAAGAAGGCAAAAAGCGGUUUGCCACGACGCCGUAUGCACAUACGAACCAAGCCAACUUCUUGGUCCAGAACGCUGAGCAUCUUGUGGACAUUCCUGACGAGUCGUUUGAUGUAUAUACAAUUGCAUUUGGUAUCCGUAACUGUACGCAUGUGGAUAGAGUAGUCAAGGAAGCAUAUCGCGUACUGAAACCCGGCGGACGAUUCAUGUGCUUGGAAUUCAGCAAGGUCGAUAACCCGGUGAUUGGCAAACUGUAUGAUAUCUACUCGUUUGAUGUCAUUCCUGCUUUGGGUCAGAUCAUUGCCAGUGAUCGUGAUUCGUACCAAUAUUUAGUCGAAAGUAUCCGCAAGUUCUACCCCCAGGAAGAAUUCGCGCAAAUCAUUCGUGACGCCGGAUUUACCACCAUCGGGAAGAGUUACGAGGACUUGACCUUUGGCGUUGCCGCCAUCCACAGCGGAUUCAAAAUGUAGAAUUACUUUUCUCUUUUUAUUACACCCCAUGUUCUCUCUCUCUCGCUCUACCUCUCUCUUACUGUAGACUUGUUUAUUUUAAUACUCUCCCAUCUUCAUACAUGCAUUAGGCCACUAGCAUAUAUAUAUAAAAAAAAGAACCAA
Molecule: messenger RNA, 1105 nt
Organism: Radiomyces spectabilis
Lineage: Eukaryota; Fungi; Mucoromycota; Mucoromycetes; Mucorales; Radiomycetaceae
Product: ubiE/COQ5 methyltransferase family-domain-containing protein
Exons: 5
Biological process (GO): ubiquinone biosynthetic process
Molecular function (GO): methyltransferase activity
Source: RefSeq, a predicted model, not a curated record